AUGGAUUCACAUGGUGGUCCGUACCUCAACAUGAGGGCACUCUGCUCACCUCUGGGUGCUGCCCGUCUCUGUCAGUUAGCCAUGGGCUGUGCUGUGAUCGCCAUGGUAACCCACAGUGCUGGCUACAGCGGUUCCCAGGGUGUGUUCUGUAUGGCGGCGUGGUGUUUCUGUUUCGCCAUGUCAGUUCUGGUGUUCUUCUUGGAUGCUACUCGUCUCUACAGCUGCCUGCCCAUAUCCUGGGACAACCUCACCGUCACAUGUGCAGCCUUCGCGACACUCUUGUAUGUGACAGCCUCUGUGGUCUACCCCCUCUUCUUUGUCCGAUCUGAAUGCCCCUACGCCGGCUGUGAUGUCAGAAACUUUCGCAUUGCUGUGACCGUCUGUUCCAUCCUGGGUACUCUGGCCUAUGGGGCUGAAGUGGCCUUGUGCCGAGCCAGGCCAGGUCAGACUAUGGUGGGCUACAUGGCCACCGUCUCUGGUCUCCUCAAAGUUGUUCAGGGCUUUGUAGCCUGUAUCAUCUUUGGAGCUUUGGCCAAUAGGAGCGAAUAUUCACGUUAUGUUGCCACAAUCUACUGCGUUGUCGUCUAUGCUUUCUGCUUUGUUCUGACUACACUGGUGGUCAUAAUGACCGUGUGUGGGCGGACCAAGGCCGUGCGCUGCAUGUCCUUUGAUCGCUUCGUGGUGGUGUGCACCCUACUGGAGGUUCUACUCUACCUGAGUGCAUCAGUGGUGUGGCCGGUGUUCUGUUUUGACACUAAAUAUGGUUCCCCUGAGCGACCGUCAUCAUGCCCUCAGGGGAGGUGUCCAUGGGACAGCAAAGUCGUGGUGGCAGUGUUCUCCUUCGUCAACUUUGGACUGUAUGUGGCGGACCUGAUCUAUUCCCAGAGGAUACGAUUUGUCUCCUCACAUGCGCGCACUAACUCUCGGGCGUAG
Messenger RNA from Scomber japonicus (chub mackerel), 933 nucleotides. RefSeq names its product myeloid-associated differentiation marker-like protein 2. The transcript has 2 exons. NCBI's taxonomy places the organism in Eukaryota, Metazoa, Chordata, Actinopteri, Scombriformes, Scombridae. The record is from RefSeq and is a predicted model, not a curated record. Gene Ontology annotation, cellular component: membrane. Bases 1 to 933 code for a protein of 310 amino acids.